Molecule: messenger RNA, 177 nt
Organism: Plasmopara halstedii
Lineage: Eukaryota; Oomycota; Peronosporomycetes; Peronosporales; Peronosporaceae
Exons: 2
Coding region: 1-177 (58 amino acids)
Source: RefSeq, a predicted model, not a curated record
AUGACGGUACCUACUGCGAAGCAACUGACGCUUCAAUGCCUGGAAUCGGCUGCCGCUUGCCAAAAAGCUUUCAUCAAAUUUUACAUUGCAACUUUAGAAAGUCUCGGUGAGACAUUAAAAAACAUCUGCCGACUCCUAGAACUUUUGGAACAAAAUCGCUGUAGCGCUAAUGAAUAA